This is a messenger RNA of Aspergillus pseudotamarii, 183 nucleotides long. RefSeq lists its product as uncharacterized. The transcript is spliced from 2 exons. Lineage: Eukaryota; Fungi; Ascomycota; Eurotiomycetes; Eurotiales; Aspergillaceae. The coding region runs from base 1 to 183 and encodes 60 amino acids. The record is from RefSeq and is a predicted model, not a curated record.
AUGGCAACUGCACGGCUGCGCAAGGCGUUUCGUUAUCCUGAUGAUUCGGGUGAUGAGGAGCAUGAACGUGAAGAGCUAGACGAGGAGGAGCAGGAUUUAGUGAUAGAACGCUUGCGAGCGCAAAAUAAUAAGCGCAAUGCAGAAUAUACUGUAAAUGACUCUUUUCAGAAGUUGUCACUCUGA